AAUGUCACGAACCGUCGGACCCGGUCGGUAAAAACACAAUGUGACGUGGCUAAUCGUCGGACGAAAGAAACCAGAAACUGUAAAUCCCUAAACUCUUUACUGGAGAACUCAAAGGAGUUGACAGUGUACAGACACACGUGCGAACCCAAAUAAAGAAGAUAAACCCUCCGCGUUGUUGACUUAUGGGAGUGGUUAGCAGGCUAGGGGGACGUUAGCCGCUAGCAUCGGGACUUUGAGAGGCAUGCACUGAGACGUGGGGAUGUCGGACAGCGAAGUGACAGCCGGAGGGGCUCCGGAGGUGGCGCCCGAGAUGCAGAAGGACCCCCACGCAGAGACGCCCGACAGCUCCCCGCCGCCCGUCCCUGACAACUCCACCGACGUGGCCCCGACGAGGAAGGCCAGGAGGAGACCAGACGUCGACCCGGCGGCCGAAGAGCAGGAGAUCCCCAAAGAGGAGGAGCAGCAUGCGAAGGCACCGACACCGAGUGAGUCCACUGUGUCUCAAGGUGGUUGGGGAUACUGGGGCAGCUGGGGCAAGUCCAUCUUAUCCACAGCAACAGCUACCGUGGCCACUGUGGGCCAAGGCCUCACGCAGGCCAUCGAGAAGGCAGAGACGUCGCUGGGAAUCCCCAGUCCGACCGAGCUGUCGGCACAAGUGGACGAGGAGCAGAAAGACCACGGCGGAUCCAGCAUGGAGGCGGACAGGGCGGCGGCGGGGGGCGCGAUGGGAAUGCUGUCGUCGCUCAGCAACGUCGUGCAGAGCACAGGGAAGUCGGUGAUAUCGGGCGGUCUGGAUGCUCUGGAGUUCAUCGGGAAGAAGACGAUGGACGUGAUAGCAGAAGGCGAUCCCGGCUUCAAGAAGACCAAAGGACUGAUGGGCAGGAACUCCACCCUGUCUCAGGCGUUGAGGGAGGCGAAGGAGCGAGAGGCGCUGCAGGCGGCGGAGAAAGAGUUCUCCGAUUCCGAGAAGAAAGUGGCCGCUCACUACGGGAUGCUGUUCGAUGAGUUUCAGGGUCUGUCGCACCUCGAGGCGCUGGAGAUUCUGUCUCGAGAGAGCGAGUCUAAGGUGAAGUCGGUGCUGACCACUCUAUCAGGGGACGAGGUGGUCCAGCUCAGAGAGGAGCUGGAUCUCAUCAAGGACUCCUUCUCCCUGGUGGAGUUUGACGAGGAGGACAUGGACGAGAAGAAAGACAAAGACGGCUCUGAGUUUGAGAAGGAGUUGGUGGAGACGUUGGAAGGUCUCAGUGUGACGACCACUGUGGACAAACUCAGCAAGGCGUGCAAGAGCACCUGCAGCCAGAUCACUGACAUGAGCAGAGAGGAGGAGGAGGAGGAGGAGGCGGAGGAGGAAGAUGUGAAGAAAGCCCCGUCUGUGGAGGAGGUUCAUGCCGCGGCCAUCCGGAGUCUGGCGGAGCUGACGGCUCGAUCCAUCGAGCUCUUCCACAAACUGGCUGAGAUGAUCCUCUCCUCUGGCGGCGGCGUGCAGGCCGGCGUCCUGUCGCAAUUAACUGUGGUCCUCUGCAAAGAGCUCUCGCUGCUUUCCAAGAAGUUCACCUCCUGCCUGACGACCGCAGGCUCCAACGAGAAGGGAGACGUCCUCAACCCGCUGAUAACCGGGGUCUUCUUAGAGGCGUCCAACAGCGCGUCCUACGUCCAGGAUGCUUUCCAGCUGCUGUUGCCCAUACUGGAGAUCGUCCACAUCCAGAGGAGGGACCAAUCCACGGAGCAGUGACCGGCUGAGGCGUUGCCAUGACGCCGGGACUCCCUGGGUGCAAAGGACCGGCCCAUCUUCAAGAGGACGAUGUCGCGCUCUACUUUGUCUGGUGUUCGGCUCAGGAGAGAGAAUCGAUUUCACACUUGGGAAGAAAAGUUUUUGUCAAACAGUGUUAACUUUUGUCGCGGUUUGAUUAUUAUAAUCACGCUCAGUAGAUGAACUCGUGUAUUGAAGAGUUGUGGAUUCACCAGCUGAGGCAACCAAUGUGUAUAAAACCGAGAGUCCAUUAUUCUUCCUUUUUAUUCUAACAUUUACAUCUUUUCUGUCCGUCAGCAUGAGGUAAUCUCAACUUAAACAUUUCUUUAUUCAGCCCCAGUGAACCCUUUAGCAGAGGUAAUUAAAUAAACUAAAGGCGUGUCACACUAUACAGACGCUAUGUUAAUAAUGUAGUUAUUUAGCAGGGAAUUGGUCAUUAACGCAUCUCUCUCCCAUUGUAACUCUCCGGUGUACAGAUUAUUGUUCUUCUGGUCUUAGUUUCGUCCUCGUGAGCAGCCUGACUGACUGUGAGUCCUCAAUUGUUUUGUACAACACCAUCAGCUUUAAAAAAGUGUGUCCUGUCCUCACACGUUUCACAGGCUCGACCUUUUUCUAUCGACCUGCCGGCACCUUUUUUGUCACUUUCGCCGCUGACUCUUGACUCUUUAUUUUAGAAGUAAAACUGAUUACUGUUGUUUUGCUGAGGGACGAGUCUCUGGUUGUGACCUCAGAGUAACGACACUACAAACAUCGGGAGCUUUUUGGCCACACCGUUUCUAUUCUUGGCAUCAAGGUGGUUUAUCUCGCCACAGCUUCAAAGACCAGUUAGAGAAAUGUGCAAACACACGUUGGAGCUUUCGCUCUUUAUAUAUUAUCGUCAGCUUCAUUAUUAAAUUGGACUUCAGGGGUUUAUUAACUAACGCAGGAGCGUCUCUCUGCCACGAGGAUUCUAACCGUUAUCUUUAGCUAACCAGCUUCAGAUACGUGACAGUGGACGGCUGACAGCUGUGUGUUCAAGCAAUGUACUUGACUGUACAUCAAGCACCUGAGAUGGUUUUCAAAUAAAUUGGCUAUUUUUA
Gasterosteus aculeatus aculeatus (three-spined stickleback) is the source of this 2829-nucleotide messenger RNA. RefSeq names its product family with sequence similarity 114 member A2 (gene fam114a2). Lineage: Eukaryota; Metazoa; Chordata; Actinopteri; Perciformes; Gasterosteidae. The record is from RefSeq and is a predicted model, not a curated record.